This is a messenger RNA of Hansenula ciferrii, 3057 nucleotides long. It is a transcript of the gene ECM30, whose product is annotated as Ecm30p. NCBI's taxonomy places the organism in Eukaryota, Fungi, Ascomycota, Saccharomycetes, Phaffomycetales, Wickerhamomycetaceae. The coding region runs from base 1 to 3057 and encodes 1018 amino acids. Gene Ontology annotation, cellular component: Golgi medial cisterna; membrane; Golgi trans cisterna. The record is from RefSeq and is a predicted model, not a curated record. The transcript has a single exon.
AUGAACUCUGCUGAUUUAAAAUCUCAAUAUAAACAAAAAAUCUUUAGAUUAUUAGGUUCUCAAGAUCCAAUUGAUUCAAGUCCUAUACAAUCAAAUGAUGAAUUUUGGGAAAUUUUUUGGAAAGAACCUGAUUCUGCUCAAGAUAUUUAUAAUUUAUUAACUUUUAAUGAUUUAAAAUUAAUUAGAGAUUCAAAUAAAUCAAAUUUUUUAAAUUGGAUAAGAAUAUUAUGUUUGAAAUUGAUUGAAUUAUCAAAAAUCAUACAAACAAAACCAAAUGAUUUGAAUAUAAAACAGUUAUUAAAUUGUAUUAGAUAUUUAACAAAAAUUUUACCAAUAUUAUUUGAAAAAUUGGAAUUUACACAAGAUAUAAAUAAUUUAUUUUGGAAUUUAAAUUAUAAUACUAUAGAUAUAAAUUCCCCCAAUACUGGGAAUUCAGAUAAUGCAACUAUAGGAACUCAAUCAACUGAUACAAUUGAUUCAAAUUUUACAAAUUCAUCAACAAAAGUUAGAAUAAAUCAACCUUUAUUCCCUAAAUCUCCUGAUUCUCAAACUGUUCAUAUUGGUGGAGGUGGAAAUAUUCAAAAUAAAUGUUUAGGUGAAAAUUUAAUUCAUAUUUUGGUGGAUUUAUUAUUUACAAGAGGGUUUACAUUAAUUAAAAAUGAUGUCUUGGGAGUUGGUUUUAAAAUUUGGGAAGUUGGUAUUGGUUCAAAUGGGAAAUAUUCAAAUCCAACUCCGGAAUUAGAUUCAAAUAGAUUAGAAGUGCUUAGAUUAAUUUUAACUUUAUCAUCACAAGGACUUUAUAUUCAACCAACAAAAAUUGUUUCAACAGGUUCAAGAUUUUUAACAAUCUUGGUAUCAACUUUAGGGAAAUUAAAAAUUUUAACAUUGAUUUGUUCUUUAUUAAAUUUAAUUUGUCGUUCAUGUAAAUCAGAUCCUGAAUUAAAUGGAUUAUAUUAUAAAGAAUCACAAUUUCAAAAUGUUAAAUAUCAAGAUUUAAGAAGAAGUUUCAUUACAAUUUCAUUAAAUUUAUUAACAAUAAUGAUUGUUUAUCCUAUUCCAACAAAUGAUGUUCAAUUUUUAUAUAAAUUAAGGAUCUUAAAUUCUAAUGAAAAAAUUCAUAAUUUAGUUCGUUCAUAUUUUGGAAGAUUACAUAAAGAGAAUGAAUUAAAUUUUAUUUCAAAUUCAAUUAUUUCAUUUUUAAAUAAACCAAUGGAACAAUCUAUGGAAAAUGAAUUAAAUCCUUUUAAUUUAAUAAAAUCAAUAUCUCCAAAUAGUUCAUCAUCACCAUCUAACUCAUCAUCAUCUGCAAAUACUUUAACAAGUAAUUUAUCAAAUUACUCAUCAUAUUUACCAAAUUUAUCAAAUUGGAAUAUGGAAUUAACUAUAUUAUUAUGGGAAUUAAUUCAAUCAAAUAAAAAUUUUAAAAAUUUCAUAUAUUCCAAAAAAGUUCAUGAAUUAAUUAUAAUUUUAAUUUUCCAUUUAAAACAUUAUAAAUCAGGUUUAUAUAAAUCAAAUUUAAUUAGAAUUAUUUGUUAUUUUUUAACAUAUUUAACAUCUGACCCUCAAGUUCAAACAAGAUUAAUAACACCAAUAAAUCAAAAUUAUUAUUAUAAUCAAAUUCCAAAUUUUUUUAAAAUUUCAAACUUGAAUAAUAAUCAAAUUGGAAAUUUAACAUGGAGAGAUUUUUUAAUAAUUCAAAUAUGUUCCAUCCUGUCACAAGAUUGUUCAUCCCAACAAUUUGAUUUUAUAAUUACACCAAAUUUUUUCAAUUAUUUAUAUAAUUUGAUUCCUAUAAAACAAGAUCCAAUAUCAACAACAUCAACUUCAAUAACUCAUUUAAAGAAUAAUAAAAAUUUUCUUUCAUAUCAAGCAUCAUUAUCUCUUAUAAACUUAAUUUCUAAAAUUUCAGAAAAUAAAAGUUUUUUGAUUAACCCAAUUAAAUUAGAUUUAUUUGCAAUUUUAAUUAGAUCUUUAAUAAAUUCUUGUUUAAGAUUUCCUCAAGAAUCAAGAAGUUUAAUUUAUAAUAUUGUUAAACAUGAAGAUAUUUUUAGAAAAUUGUUGAGCAAAAUUGAAACUUAUGAUUUAAAUGAUGAUGAUACCACAACCACAACAACAACCACUACUACUAAUGAUGAUGAAGAUGAAGCUCAAGAUGAUUCUCAGUCUGGUACUGAUAAUGAAGAACAAGAUGAAGAUGAAGAAUUUGAAGAAAGUUUAAAACCAAAACCUCCAAUUGGAAUGUCUUCAAAAGCUAAAAGUAAAUUACCAAUUGAUGCACCAUUAUCAAAGACAUGGACUGGAUUUAAAGCUUUGAAAACAUUAAUUAAAUUUAUUGAUUUCAUAAAGGAAGAAGUUCAAAAUAUUUCAACAUCAACAAGUUUAGAAAUUAUGGAAAUUUUAAUUAAGAUUGAAAAUAUCCCGGAUUUGGAAUUGAAACUUUUAAAAAUUUCAUCAUCUGAAUUUAAUAAAAAGACUCCUUUUGAAACUUUAAAAUUUAAUUGGUCUUCUAUAUCAUUAGGUUGGUAUGAAUCCAUUUUAUGGGGUGAUGUUUUCAAUUUAAAUUCUUAUCAAUAUCAAAAAAAUUUAAACAAUCAUGGUAAUUCAAAUUGGUUUUUAAAUAAAGGUAAAAAUUCUGGAUUAUCAGGAUUAUCAAGUCUGAAAGAAGUUGCUAAUAAUUGGGGAUUUAAUUGGAAUAAUAAAAAUCAAUCAAAUACAAAUGAAUUUGUAAAAAAUUGGGAAUUUGAUCAAAGUAUAUUACAAAUUAAUAUUUGGAAUGGUAGUGGUAUAAAAUUAUUUAAGAUUGAAAAACCCUUAUUAGAGAAACCUUUAGUUGAUGUUAAUAAUUUAAUGAAAAAAUUAAGAUUAAAUAGUUCAGCAAGUAUUAAUACUAUAAAUACUUUAGAAUCAAGAGGUGAAUCUAGAGCUGAAUCAUUAAAUUCAAAUCAAUUAACUCCAAUAAAUUCAAGAACAAGUUUUAAUACUCCAAGAAAUUCUAUUCAUAUUAAUAGUCGACAAAAUUCUUUUUCAAAUAUUCAUGAAAGUCCAUUUAGAAAUUGA